AUGUUUGCCAAGCUACUCACCAUUGUCUUCUUCAGCAUACUCUUGCGAUCCAUACAAUCUUCUUCCCAAAACCUCAACUUCACCUUCAAUGGCUUCCAUCCUCCUUUGACUGGCAUAUCCGUCCAAGGAAGUUCCAGCGUCACACCCAAAGGUGUCUUGAAGCUAACCAACCUUAAAAACGUAAGUGGUGGUGGUCACGCCUUCUAUAGUAAACAAAUCCGGUUCAAAGAUUCACCAAACAGCACUGUUUCUUCCUUUUAUACGACGUUUGUCUUCGCUAUCCGGCCUUUCUUCUGGGGUAUUGGCGGACACGGCAUGGCCUUUGUCAUUGCUCCUAACUUUAGCCUCCCAACAUCAGCUUCCAGCCAAUCCCUCGGCCUCUCUAAUAUCAUAAACAACGGUAAUGAUACGAACCAUGUAUUCGCUGUUGAAUUUGAUCCCGACGACAACCAUGUCGGGAUCGAUAUCAAUAGCUUGAAGUCAGUUGAAAGUUCAUAUGCUGGGUACUGGUACACUAAUGAUCACUUUAAUGAACUGAAUUUGGUCAGUAGUAAGCCCAUGCAGGUUUGGGUCGAUUAUGAUGGUCAUACCCAUCAGAUCAACGUAACGAUGGCUCCAUUUAGAAAGGAUAAACCUAAAAAACCGCUUGUAUCUACUGUCCGAGAUCUAUCCUCUAUUCUUUUGCAAGAUAUGUUUGUAGGUUUCUCCUCGUCUUCGGCUGAUUGGUCUGGUUCAGAACAUUUUGUUCUUGGGUGGAGUUUUCGAGUAAAGGGAGAAGCUCCGUUGUUGGCCUUAUCAAAACUUCCACGGGUAAAGCAAAGGAGUUGGAUGACGUUGAUUGUCCUCUUUUUUUUUUCCCUUCUUUUAUUUGGCAUCUUCUGUGUCUUCCCCCUCUUCAUUAUUUGCUCGCCCAUAUGCCUUGUACGCUGCAUCUUGAGAAGGAGGAGGAAGUUCGCCGAGGAGAUAGAAGAUUGGGAAACAGAGUUCGCUAAGAACCGGAUGAAGUUCAAGGACUUGUACUAUGCCACCAAAGGGUUCAAAGAUAACGGCCUUCUUGGAACAGGAGGGUUUGGGAGUGUUUACAAAGAGAUGGAAAUGGUAUUGAAGCUAGGUUUGUUGUGCUCACAGUCCGACCCAGAGAAUAGACCAACUAUGAGACAGGUGCUACAUUAUUUAAAGGGAGAUGUAAUGUUACCAAAUCUGUCACCGUCGGACUUGCGUGGGAGCGAGAGAUUGUUGGGAAUCCCACAAGCGGGAUUUAGUGAAUCAAGCUUGUUUACCGGUGAAUCUUCGAUUACUAACUCUGUACUGUCUGGUGGGAGGUGA
Eruca vesicaria subsp. sativa (arugula) is the source of this 1326-nucleotide messenger RNA. The record is from the annotation of a GenBank genome assembly. Lineage: Eukaryota; Viridiplantae; Streptophyta; Magnoliopsida; Brassicales; Brassicaceae.